This is a messenger RNA of Haliotis rubra (blacklip abalone), 8990 nucleotides long. RefSeq lists its product as uncharacterized. Lineage: Eukaryota; Metazoa; Mollusca; Gastropoda; Lepetellida; Haliotidae. Gene Ontology annotation, cellular component: microtubule plus-end. The transcript is spliced from 14 exons. The record is from RefSeq and is a predicted model, not a curated record. Gene Ontology annotation, biological process: microtubule bundle formation; microtubule depolymerization. Bases 462 to 6005 code for a protein of 1847 amino acids.
AUCUUCAGGAGUAUGUGACUUUUAUUGUCCCUGUUUUUGGUAGGAAUGUGAAAACCAAAAACAAUAGGUGCUAAGUGAAACAUACCUUGAUGUCAAUUACAGGUGUGAAGUGGUAGGUAUUGCAGGUCAGGUCACUGGACCAGGACACUGACUUGGAAGGUUUUCACACUAAGUGCUGUAAUGGACGACAUAACCACUUAGUGACUGCCAUCCAUGGAUGACUUGACUAUAGCUAUGUGUGUCUGUUGGGAAUGUCACUGUGAGGCAGACAGGGACUGUCCAGCACCGGAUGAGGUCUGCUGGGAUUUACUCUCCUCACAAGUGGGGGGGAUGUUGAUGUGAGGAGCACAUAAAAUCUCUCCACCAGAGAUCCUCCUUGUCCAUACAGCUCACUCUGCAGGUGGGGAAGAAGCUUAUAAUCACUGAUUGGGAUAGACAGGUUUUAUCUGAAAUAGCUGAUAAUGUCAACCUGGAAGCAGAAGAACUUGACCAGAGGGAAAAGAAACCACACGCAGGAUGCCCUAGAGAAGAAGGUGGAAGAGCUGACACGGCAGCUGGCUGAAGAGAAACAGUCAUCACGUCGUUCUGUCGCCAAACUACAGCGGGAAGUAGCCAGACUGAAGAGUGAGCGCAACUAUGCACAGCGCGGGGAGUCACGGGAGGGGCUGAUGAAGGAGCUGGAGAGGGAGAGGAUGCUGCGCGUGGAUGCUGAGCAGCGACUCCUGGAGAUGAGGGUGGAGAGUGACUCAUGCCGUUCCCGCCUCCAGGCUCUGCAGGAGGAGUUCAAGAAGAUGGAGGAGAUGGUGAGGAACAUGCUGCAGUACAAGAGCAAGAUUGAUCAGCUGAAGCAGGAGAAGUCCAACCUCUCCAUCACAUAUGAGACAAACCUGCAGAAGUACAGCUCCCACAUCAGCACCCUGGAGCGGGAAAACAUGGUGCUGCUUAACGAGGUGAAGAAACUGGAGGCGCAGCUGUCAGGCAAGGGAGAUGACCAGGACAAGUCAAAGCUGCUGCUGCAGAGACUCAAGAUGUUGGAGGCAGAAAACUCAGCCCUGGUGCUGGAGAAUGAACAACAACGACACCAGUAUGAGAAGUGUCUUGAUGAGAUAGCAAACCAGGUUGUUCAAGCUCUUCUGGCACAGAAGACUCUGCGGGAAGAGUGUAUGAAGCUGCAGGGACGUGUUCAGGACCUGGAGCUGCAGAACAGGCAGCUGAAUGUCAUGUUCCAGCAGAAGAUACGAUGUGCCUCUGACUCCAUGGUGCAGCAGUCUGUGCCACCUCGCAAGCAUCUUGCUCCAGCACAGGUUGGUGAGGCAACCAAGUCUAACACCUCCCCUGUCAGUAUAACAGCCAUAGUACACCCGCAGUCUCACCAGCCCCGGCACAUCCCACACACAGCCCUCCCUCAAGCAGCAGCAGUAGCAGGAGCAGGAGCACAAGCUGGGGGCAAAGGGGAGGCAACCCCACCAACACUAGACAGAUCCACGGGUUCACUUCAGAGCAUGUGUAGUGAAUAUAUGUUUGAUGAUAGUCCUGGUAUGCCGCAGAUGAGCUCACCUCCCCCUUGGCUUAGAGAUAAGUUGGACCUGCCCUUGACAGAUGAAAGUCGACCUAGCUCCUCUGACAACAGUCCUGUGACACCCCCAACCCCUCCCCACACAGACUCCAUUGCCAAGGCCAGCAGCAGCCCAGCAUUACAGACAAAGAUAGAAACAGAAUUCCCUGUCAAUAAUUCUAGUCCAAAGGUGAAACGUGUUACUGGACUUGAAAGAGGUUGUCAGUCUCUAGAUAGGAUUGGUGUUGCUAGAAAAUCACCUAGUAUCAAAAACACCACUCGUCCUCAUCGUAAACCUAAAAGUUUAGGGAAAAAGUCAUCCAGUGAGAAGAAUGUAACUGCUGAGGUUGUUGCUGACAAAGCACAAGUUCUGCCUCCUCCAUCUCCACGGACCAAGUCAAGAAUACCUAGCAGGGUUCCAACACUUACAGCCAGUCAGGGAGCUCGGAAAGGGUCUGGUGACCACACACCCGAGCAGAAAGGGCAAGGACCAAAACACAGUACACCUCAAAGUUUCCAUGAUCUCAUGUCACAGAGAAAGAAAGCACUCUCCCGGGAUAAUUCUCCUAAAUCUGUGAAUACAUCGAGACAAUCCAGUGACUCUCCCCGACACACGCUGCCAUUUCGCAGUCAGUACUAUUAUGACUACAGUGAUGAAGAUAGUGACUCCCGACCAGUGUCUAGAGACUCUAGCACAGCCUCCACUGUCUCACUCAAUGAUCUCUUGGAUAGUAGUUUAGACAUGGACAACCCUCUCGACGAGGACUUCCUUUCUGACUGGUCUCCCAAUUGUCUGUCACCAAAUAGCCUCAACACACCUGCCUCAGGCCCAAGUCAGAUUCCCGUUAUGACAAAGGGGAUGUUCUACCACUAUGCCAAUCGAACACAGUCUUCACCUAAAACUGUUAAGUCAAGACCGUAUACUGAUAUUAUCGUGAAAGAUGGCUCAGCCACUGUGGUGAAAAGUGAAGAUGGGCUGAGUGGGUGUAAACCUCUCAGACCAGAUAACCUUAUUCUUGUGCCAAGAGAAAAACAGUUUUCUUGUGGAUUCAGUUCAUCCAGUUCUUCAAGUACUGAGGAAAAUAAGUCUUUGAUCAACAGUGUUAAACGUAACCUCAGUACUGAUGCCAAGAAGCAAAUUACCGAGCAGAACUCAGAGAAAGGAGGUAACCCUCAAAAAGUUGAAAAACCUGACAGUACAGUCAGAAAGUAUCCAGCAGGUGUUGCUGGAGAUAACAAGAACUGUAUUGUUGCCAAUGUUUCUCUUGUUGUGAGUCCACCUGGGAAAUGUAAAAAAUCACCACCACCUGUGCCACAAAAACCUCCAAGGUUACGUAAAUUGUCCAGUGAAGGUCAGUGUCAAGGUCGCACAGACAAGAAGGGCAGUGGGCUCAUAAUGGACAAAGAUGGAAUGCCAUUUCUCAGUGAAAAUUUGACUGUUGAAAAACAGAAAGAUCUUGCUGCAUUUCUUGUUCAGGAUGUAAUUGAACGUGUGAAAAGCAGAGAAGUUCUGGCAUACCAUCAAAAGGCUCCAUCUUCUGAUUCUAGUUUCGAAAGUGUCCGUGUAGAACGCUCUGGGAGUAAAGAUGAUGGAUAUUCCACUAUGUCAAGUGACAUUCAACCAGAGAUUUUAGAAAAGUUCAGUGAUGCUGCAACUCCAAAAGUUGAAAUUCUAAUUAAAUGUGAACAGGUAAAUGAGAGUGACAUUAGUUCCACAGCAGAAAGCAGUACAAUAAAGACAAAGGAUGCAUUCACUGAUGUGAUGAGUGAUCAUGACUCUGCCAUGGAGACAUCUACACACAGCAUGGAGCUGCGGAACUCCAACCAGAGUCUGUCCUCACAGGUGUCCUCCUCCAGCUGCGAGAGUGCUGUCAGUCCUGUCCUUAAGGUCAAUGACAUGAAAAAGUUUUUCGAGGAGGAGGCAAAGAAACUUAAAGGUGCUAAACAGCUAGACUCUUCAAGGUCACCAAUCAUAUCCCCCAAGAGUCCAAAGAAACGCUGGCCAUUUGAUAAAGACAAACAUGCCAAAAGCCCUAAUUCCUCCAAAUCUAUGCAACAGGCUCUGGAAGUAAAUAGCUCUGUAACAGCUAAAGAUCCUGCUCAGGAUGAUGGUUCAGUUCCAGCAGCUGAUAUCAUCUUCCAGAACUUCACCAGUGUGAAGGACAACUCUAUCUGUGACCAUGCCUUGUCACUGCACAUCAGUGAAGAUAAAUUGUUGGAGGAUAUACCAGAGGAUGAUGAGUGGGAAGCUAUACACAACAAAACUGUGCAAGAAAGUGUUGCCAUGCAAAAGAAUACCCUCAAGUCACACCUCCAAAAUUCCCAUGAGAACAUGCCUAGCAAACCUCAAUCUUUCACUCAAAAACUUCCAUGUUUACCAACAUUAGAUUCCACAAAGAAUACAUCGACCAAACCUUCUUCAUUGUGCCUUGCCAAGGCUAAGUCAGACUCCAAUCUGUCAAAUGCUGGCCAGAGUAAAUCUACCUCCCUGUAUGAAGACUUCACACAAGGAACCUGGGACAGUGGGAAAGUUCCAGAACGUUCAGCAUCAGUCUCAGAGAUGGACUUCCAGCCAGCGCCAUCUGCUGGCAGCAACUGUGAUUACAAACGCCAAGUUGUACUAAUUGACAUCGAUGAAACCUCCGUCCUAUACAGGGUACAUGACAUAGUCAAGGAUCACUGUCAGUCAAAGAUGUCUCCUGCCCUGGUGUCAGACUCAGACAGUGACUCUGAGGCUCAGAUCAACUUUAUUGAAUUACUGAAACAGAAAAGUGAACGCCCCUUCACACUGCCUCCUUGGACCCCAAAACACACAAUGGAUGAGUUAAAGAAGAGCUCUACCCCUUCACCAGUGUCAGUGAAGAAGUUUGAUUCUUCUAACCCAGAAGAUUGGAUACUGAAGUUCAGCAAAGAUGAAAUUGAAAAGCAUAUUAAUGGAGCCUCCUCACAAAAUGGCUCUGCAGAGGAUGUCUGUCUCGACAAUAUCGGUAGCAAUCUUUCAUCGGCAGAUGCCAAUGUUUCGAACAGUUCGACAGUCGCUCAGGAUGGGUCUUUCUCUGCCCCUGAGCCAGCUAAUGGUACACAUGAGGGGGCAUCUAUUGAGGACAGUCCACGAUCACCACCGUCAGAAGAGCAGACAAAAUUCAACAGCAAUUUCUACAGUCUGUGCAACAUGGGUUCCAACAGAAGCCUCUUCUCCAAUGGGAGUCAUGAUCAGGGGAUUAACAAACUUUGUCCACCUGAACUAGAAAGACCAAGACUUAGAAAAACUGUUGGAGAAGAGAAUAUUGAGUCAAGGGAGUUUGAAGAAAUAUCUAAGCAAAUUGCCAACCUUUCCAAAACUGUGAAUGAUUUGCAUAAAAGUUUAUCAAGUUUGAACUCAGCUGAUUCUGGUUCCACCAAUGAGCUUCCAGGAUGUCCUCCUCCAGCCAAUCAAACCACUGCUCAGCCUGCAGCUGCUCUGGAUGGCUACCACUGGGUGGAUGAUGAGUUCUACAUGGCAUCAUGUGGAGGAGAGGUCAUCAUAGGGAGCACAGAAUUACUAGCUGAGGAGUCUACAAACUGGAUGGAUGACUUUGAGGACAAUGAUGGUGCUAGAUGUGACCUGGAUACUAACUGUGAGAUUCGUGAGGAGGAAUUCUAUGAAAUUCAGGUCAAUGGGACGUCAUACACAGACCUCCCAGGUUACACAUACUCUGAGAAUGGGGCUGCCAGUACCAGAGUCUACCAGGGCAAUAAGUCUCGCAAUGAGGAUCAGAACAGGCCUCCAAGGAGGCAGCUUUCUGACAGCCACAUGGCUGAUCCUGAGAAACGUGCCGACAUCCUAGACUCCAUGCUUGCAUCAGGUGGGGAGAGUAAUGACAGCCUCGCCAGUGACAUCGGUCUGGACCAUAUGAUGUGUCAACGCCUCAUUGGCCGCAGGAGACAAGCUCGCCAUGAAGUAAUGAGGUACCCAUCAACCCACCGCCCUCCUCUUGACUUUUCCAAGUUCUUCAUCAGAUAUGGAGACCCUGAGCGUCAGGCUGUGGCUGCUUUCGAUUUUCUUGAGGACCUUUCUACUUCUAAUUCUGAAUCUGGAUCUCUUCCAAAGCUAAUAGCGCUGGACAAUGUUGAAGGCAACGAUGAAAGUAGUGAACAUAGUCGCAGACACCGAGGUCAUCAGAUGAAUAUGAACAAUGGUCAUGGACAAUCUCUGGAAGGUCACAGAUUAGAAAACCAACGUAUAAUUACAACCUCAUCAGGAAGGGUGAGACGGGUGGACAAGAAUAAGCGGAAGAAAAGGGGAGAUGCUAUGAAAGCACGAAAGCAGAGAGAGAACAAUUCCCGUAUUGGCAUGGGACAAGCCUGUAGAGCAGACUCUCCCCAGCUGCAGGACUCCUCUGAUGCAGCUGUCAGUGCAGGCAACCUCUCACUGAGUGACUCGUGCUGUGAGGGCUUCUCCAACCAAUGACCUGACUAUGUUGUGAACCAUGGCCUGCCCAGUGGGGGUACACAGUCAGGGAUCCUUAUCUUCCACAUGCAUUCACACUCUUUUGGUGCAAGGAUGUUAUAUAGAUGACAUAUAUACACAAGUGUUUGCAAGUGUGUACUGAGUGAGAGGAUAGUUGUAUAGCCAGGGGUAUAGGAUAGGUCUCUCUAUGUAGACAUGACAUCUUAAAUUCUGCCAAUAUCGUAUCUUCCAUUUCUCUGAAGAUAUAUUUAUGUUCCAUUAUUGAAAGUAUGGAAUAACAAUAAUACAAUGAAAUACACUACUGUCCCAUUGGCAGCUUGCAAUCAUCUAUAUAUAGGGACUAAUUAUUGACUAUUUUGUGGUUGUAAUGUUCUAGUGAGAUAUUUUUCUUAGUCUUAGAUUGAAUUUAUGAGUAAACUAAGGUUAGUGACAGAAGGACUUCAAGUCUUAUGUUGUCAGUAUUUGUCACCAAAUUCACACAGAUGCAGACUUAACUGGCUUCUAUUUUACUUGCCAUUUAAAUAUCUUUGAGUCACCAGAGCUUAUCAGGUGCAUACGGGUGCAUACUGGAUCUACUGGGACAAGCUGUACAUAUCUAUAUACACAUGCAAUUUCACCUGCUAUAUCUGGUUGCACAAGUGGCCCCUGCUGCUCAUGUAAUGGUAGAACACACUCCUCAAACAUGCAUCAGUCACUUGCAUCAUUACAGCAUUAAGUACCUGGUACAUUCACUGUUGGAUUUCAUCCAUCAAUCACUUACCAAUUCUCAGUGUUUAAUCAUAUGACAAUAGGGCAUGCAACAUUCAGACGGACUGCUAUACCUGUCUACAACUGCUGUGGUGUAUGGGGACCACUGUAUGCCUCACCUGUAUUUCAGUCACUGUGGAUGUUAAAAACAAACAUCUACAUGUAGCGUCUACCUCAGCUCUUCAAGCUCAUUUGAUCAAUGUUCAAAGGUUCCAUUGAUGGGACAAAAGUAGAAACAAACUUUUAUGUUCAGUAACAUCUAAACCUUACCAAUCAGCUUCUAAGAAUAUGUUCUUAAGACAGUUUAUAAUUGAUUUUGUGCCACGUUGAUCAUUGACUCUAGUGCCUGUGGUUAAAAUGUGCCAUUACCCAAGUGAGGAUACUCCAGUGUGAAGUACAAGAUUCACUUGUUUUGUCGCCUCAGUAGCUCUGCCUUUUUCAUCAGCCUGUUGUUUUAAUACUGGCUGAUUAUGUCUGCAAAUAGGAAUCUGGCUGUUAUUUGUGCUCUGUGUUGGUGAAAAUCUGUGAUUUUACAUUUAAACUUCAAGUUAUUGCUACAGUUUUGUAGUGAUCCUAUUGUAAGUGCUAUUUAUUCACACCAUGCUUUAAUGAUUGUUGAAUUUGUAAUUUGCUUAUUGUAUUGAGGUGGAAAGUUGACUUUGCACAUUCUUACAUUUCGUGGUGUUGAUUUUGCCACGAGAAUGAACCCAGAUGUAAUAUAUUUCUUCUAAGUAAUUAUUAUACCAUCUCUUUCUGUGUUGUUGAUUGAGAAAUUCUAUCAACAAUCAGGUCAGUGAGAAGAGAACUGAACAUGAUGGAAAAUGUAAUUAUCUCCCUUGAUACAGGAUUUUAAGAAGUUGUUAUUUUAAUGCUAUUCUGAAUGGUUAUCAGAAUUGUUUUAGUGAGAAAUCCUUAAUGUGUCUUAAUUAACUUAUUCACUGGAAUGGAUAUACACCAAGUAGCUGUAAGUUUUACAAUGGGGCCUACAUCCUUUGACGCAUCAUCUGCAGUAUUUCACAAGAAUUGUUCAUUUUUAAGGACAUCAAAUCUACCCAGUUUGAGAAUUUUUAUAAACUAUUUACCUAGUGCCUCGUGAGUUUCAAAGCAGGUGCUGAUGACUGCGAGACAUUCUUGCCAAUACUCUUAUACACUAUGCAGACGAUGCCAUGCCAACAAGCAAUAGCAGCCUGAAGACCACGCCUACUUCGUUGUCAUUUUAUCUCCACCGCUAUACAUAUCUCUACUCCUCACCGUUGCAGUGGCAUUGAGACCCCAGUACAAGUAACUUUGUAAGGACUACCUAAAUCUGCUGAUUCUUCUUCCUGUUGGUCACAUUGACCUCCAUGUUGUCAUUGCAGGUUCAUCAUCAUACAUUUUGUUAUCACUACCCAUUGUGGGACUGUAUAGUAUAUGUAUAGUGUAUGGGAUUUUACUGUCUGUGUGUAGCUUAACCAAACAGGUUUGUUCUGUUCCACUCCUGGCAUGUGUUUUAAGGCUGUUCUUCAGUAGCUGUAUGUUAACUGGUAUGGUAUUGCCAUCAUCCAUGAACUCUCUACAAACUCAUAAGUUCAGUACGUGGGAUAUGCUUUACAUGUUUUAAAAUGUUUCAUGUUGCUACUGAUAAGAAUUGAAGGAAUGGUAUUUUGUAAUAACAUUAUAUAUUUCAUCAGUCUCUUACCUCACCAAUUCCAUGUUAAGUGAUUGGCUUUGCAACAACUUCAUCUUUUCUACUUGAAAGAAAUCUUUUGAUCUCAUGUGUAAAUAGCAAUAUUGCAGGUUUGAUUUGCCUACUUUUAUGCAGAUGUGUGUUGAGCAAUGACAAUGGAAAGGCUUCCCACUGUUGGAUGUUAGUGUCUUCAGAGUGAAUCAGUUUUUAUACAAGCCUGAAUGUAAGCAAUGAUACUAGGUGUAUGGAUCAGAGAGUAGUGUUUCAUAGGAGUACUAUAUAUUUAAUAUAUGUCACACUUUUCACAGGAGUGAUUUCAAAUUCAUUGUAUUUUAUGUAUGCGGUUGUUGACAUGAGAAUCGGAUAUUUUGUUCACAAGUUUAUGAAAGAUUUUUUUCUAAAGAGGAAGCAUAUUUAAUAUAAUCUUGUAUUCACUGAUAUCAGUGGACGUUUCGUAUCUAUUUACAGAUUAUUUAUAGCCACUAGAUUUGAAACUUAUGAGCAAAACUUAAGUAAGUCACAUGAGUAUGUACUUUUUCAUACCAAUAAUAAACUACUAUAUCUAGAUGCAA